Molecule: messenger RNA, 904 nt
Organism: Patiria miniata (bat star)
Lineage: Eukaryota; Metazoa; Echinodermata; Asteroidea; Valvatida; Asterinidae
Product: 2'-5'-oligoadenylate synthase 1A-like
Exons: 3
Coding region: 22-858 (278 amino acids)
Biological process (GO): regulation of ribonuclease activity
Cellular component (GO): membrane; nucleoplasm; cytosol
Molecular function (GO): 2'-5'-oligoadenylate synthetase activity; double-stranded RNA binding
Source: RefSeq, a predicted model, not a curated record
GGAUUUAUAGUAGUGUCCCCCAUGAAUUUUGUUCAAGUAUUUUCUGAUGUCAUUUUCCAGGGUGGAUCACUUGGAAAGGAUACUAUGUUGGCAGAUUAUUCUGAUGUAGACCUUGUGGCUUUCGUCAAUCCGCCCGACUUGGAACCCAUCAGCGAGUAUUGGUCGCCUAGGGACUAUAAGAACCAACUCAAGACUGUCAUUAAGGAAUUCGAGGACUCCCUGUUCGAGCUGCCGUCAGUGACGAUAAUUAGAUCUAACGAGUACUUAGUAAAUUUUGCCGUGAAAGUUGGCAAGAGGACAGUGAGCGUCGAUUUGCUCCCAACGGCAAACAAUGAUCACCCAGACGUGUACAGCGAAAUGAUGAAUCAAACAUCAAGUCACCAAGAGCGGGGAUUCUACUCGGCUUCCUUUGUGGAAAAGCAAAGGGAUUUCGUCAUUGAUCAGCCUGACGACGUCAGGAACUUGAUCCGGAUGGUGAAGUACUGGGCUUACACCCGUCUACCCAAGCGCCUUCAGAAGUCCUACCCGCUGGAGCUGAUCACCAUCUACUGCUGGGAGAAGGCCGGUGAACCAGAAAGCUUCGAAAUAGUCGAAGGUCUUAAGGCCGUCCUCGAAGUUCUGGAAAGUCAACCGUGGAAACGGAGGAAGUUCUGGACGGACUACUAUUCGAAGGAUUUUGCGCUGGAUAUUAUCAAGACGCUGGGCAUGAAGUACCCUGUGAUGUUGGAUCCCGCUAAUCCAACGAACAACGUGUUGACAGUGUACCAGCAAGGCGAUAACAUGAAGAAGAUCCAAAAUGCUGCCAGAACGACCCUUCAAACGCCGCUUCUGUGUGAUGCAUACUCGUUGUUAACUUAAGCUGUGAACGUACGUACUAAAGGGCACUCAUGUCAUGUCCGUGUCG